UCACUGGUAGUGCUCGUCGCCCCCUCCCUCGUUGUGCUCGUUGCUGUACCCCCCUCCCCGCCCCCCACGGCCCCUCCCGCGACCCCGCCCUCGCCCGCGGAACCCGCGACCACGACCGCGACCGCGGCCUCUGCACACACACACACACACACACACACACAGACAUUCCCACAGACAUCGGCAGUGGAUGUGUGUGAUGUUCGCUGCCUGCCUGUCUGUCUGUCUGUGUGCCUGUGUGAUCAUGACUGACUGACCUUCCGCGCGUCAUGCCCCCGUUGGGUACGCCGUUUGGCAUGUGUCCGCCCUCGUCGCCGCCGUUGAGGAGCUCCCCCUCGUCAUGGUGCUCGCCAGCCGGUGGGGGGCCGCGGUCGCCACGAGGACCACCACGACCUCUCCCUCGGCCUCUGCCGCGGCCACGACCUGACCGCCAACCACCACACCACACACAGACACUCGUGUGUGCAAUACAGACAGUCAGGUCUACACAACAUACGUGGGGGGUUCGACGCCCUGGCGAAGUCCAUGGGCGUGAGCUCCUCGUCGGUGUCCUUGGGCAGCUGGUAGCCCGGCUCGUCCUUGUCGAAGACGUCGUCGAGCGACAGGGCGAUCUCCACAUAGGUCACGUGCCGCGUGUGGUAGACCGUGUCAAGGCCCUCCUCCAGCGGCGCGUACUCCUCCGUGAUGGGCGUCAGACCGCACUUGGUCAGCUGGUGCAAACCUGCAGCCGAACCAACACCACACACACACACGCGUGUGAGAGCCGUUCCCGCCUCUUGUGUCUGUUGCGUACCCUUGACGCGCGACUUGCAGACCUCGGCGAGCAUAACGGCACGGUCGAUGGCAUUCCCUGAACGAGCAUCCACACACACACACACACCCAACACCGCCAUGACCUGAAGCGUAUGCACAUCUCUCUCCGCCGCGCUGCCUACCGGUGGCCUUGAUGGUGAUCUGCUUCUUGUCCUGCUCCUCAAACAGUUUGAACGCGUACCUGCACCCACACCACACACACAGACAGACAGACAGAUCACACACACCUGUCCGUCGUGACUCGUGUGUGUCGUGAGGCAGUGCACGCGCGCACGAUGCAUAGUUCUGGAGCCUGCCCGCGUUGGCGAUGCGGAUCUCGUCCUCGGGAGUCUCCUCUCUCGGCUUGCUGAUCUUGCGGUACUUCUCCAUCACACCAAACGAUGACAGAUGGACAGAUCAGCGACGCCGCCGACGAGAGGGCACAGCUGGCCACACAGUGAGAGCAAAACUGGGGGUGGUUGGAGGAAGUUGUUUU
Vitrella brassicaformis is the source of this 1285-nucleotide messenger RNA. The record is from the annotation of a GenBank genome assembly. Lineage: Eukaryota; Vitrellaceae.